UCUCUUCCCUACAACAAACAUGGCCGCGAAAUCUGAUGGUGCACCCGUCUCUCUACGAAACGAAAUCCCACCCGAGUGUCCCCCUAGGUCGGACCCGCGGCCUCCACAGCGCCUUCCAGCCGAGCAGCGCUACUCCCUCCCGGACUGCUGCUGGACGCUGUGCGCCCUUUUGGUCUUCUUCUCGGACGGGGCCUCAGACCUGUGGCUGGCCGCGGACUACUACCUAAGGAGUGACUACUGGUACUUUGCACUGACUCUGGUCUUUGUGAUAGUCCCGUCCUUGGUGGUGCAGGUGUUGAGCUUCCGAUGGUUCGCCUACGAUUUCUCGGAGACCGUGGAGAGCGGCUCGGCUGCCGCUGCUGCGGUGGUCGCGGCAUCGGGCGCGGAGGAGAGCGACUUCAGCACCAAGGACAGCGGCGAGCGGGGCGCUGGCCGCACCGCCGCGGCCGGGGUGCUGCCUGGGCCGGGCACCGGGGGAGGAGCCCUGGGCUGCUGCAGGGUCCUCAUCUGGCUCCUCCAGGCUAUCAUUCACAUUUUUCAGUUGGCACAGGUCUGGAGGUAUGUCCAUGCCCUCUAUCUGGGUGUGCAGAGCCGCUGGCACCGAGACUCAGAGCGCCGUCACUACUACUGGCGUAUGAUGUUUGAGAGUGCUGAUAUCAGCAUGCUGCGUCUGCUGGAGUCCUUCCUGAAGAGUGCCCCUCAGCUGGUGCUUCAGCUCAGCAUCAUGAUCCAGGCCAAACAGGUGCUGCCCCUCCAGGGCCUUUCAGCUUCUGCCUCGCUGAUCUCCCUCGCCUGGAUGAUUGCCUCCUAUCAGAAAGUCCUGAGGGACUCCCGGGAUGAUAAGCUUCCGAUGACCUACAAGGCCGUCAUAAUUCAGAUUCUGUGGCACCUCUUCACCAUCGGGGCCCGCACUCUGGCCUUCGCCCUGUUUGCCUCCGUGUUCCAGCUCUACUUUGGCAUCUUCAUCGUAGCUCACUGGUGCAUCAUGACAUUUUGGAUCAUUCAGGGCGAAACAGACUUCUGCAUGUCCAAAUGGGAGGAGAUCAUCUACAACAUGAUGGUGGGCAUCGUGUAUGUGUUCUGCUGGUUUAGUGUGAGAGAGGGCCGCACUCGCUGCAGGAUGCUCAUCUACAGCCUGACUGUGUUUGUUGAGAAUGUGGCGCUCACCACGGCCUGGUACGUGUACCGCGACCAUCGUACCUCAGACUUCUAUGCCGUCAUCAUGGUGUGUGUGGUGGCCAGCAGCUACGCUCUGGGCACCUUCUUCAUGUUUGUGUACUACUGUCUGCUACACCCUGACGGCCCAGUCUCAGGGUGGGGCUACAUUGUGGAGAAGGAGGUGCCUGUGGAGGCUCUGGUCUCCCCAGCUACCAGCCUCCCUCCUGAUGUGGUGUCUAGUCCCCCCAGGACCCUUCAGAGAACUAAAGGGUCUGAGCAGGGUCCAGGGGUGGAUGGGGAUGUAUUUCAGGUACGACCCCCUCGGGGAGCUCAGGCCCCAGUGAAAAAUCUGACACCCAGGACUGAGGGGCCGGUCAUUCGAAUAGACCUACCCAGGAAGAAGUACCCCGCCUGGGAUGCUCACUUCAUCGACCGCAGGCUGCGUAAAACCAUCCUGGUGCUCGAAAGCGCCGCCCCGGUCACGCCAAGAAUUCAGUACCGCUGUCUGGGCACACCCAAAGAGGUGAUGGAGUACGAAACCACUGUGUGAUGCGCUGACGGUGCUGUGACUCAGCUCCCUGCAGUGUGGACACCCUGCCUGAAAUAAAAUGGGCAGGUGGAGGACUCCCACCCGGCGGUCUGUUUCAGCUCCACGCCCGCUUGAUUGCUCUCUGUACUCUGAUGCAGCGGAGACAGACAGGCAGAGAGAGGGACAGAGUGUGGUGUCUUUAUUUUUUACAAAAGGCAAAGUGCUGUGAUGUUGUCUAAUGAUGGUGCAUAUUUGGGUUUCUGUAUCAUUUCUCAGGUCAGGUUGUGGUACAGGAGGAGGUUGGCGGCAAAGCGUGCUGCUGUGUGAAUUUUAGAGAGAAGCACAGAAAGGCAGACAAAGUAGAGCUGCACGAUUAUCAAUCAGAGGCACAAAGUCCUCCUCAGUGACGGUGCUUCAGCACAACCUCUGAAGGCGGUCGGCCACAGAGACAAGCCCUCAACAUGCAUGAUUACUUAUGGCAGCUAGAACCAACACGCCAUCAAACAGGUUGUAGAAUAGUAAGAGGCUUUUAAAGAUCUCACUGUCAUUCAACACUUCUACAGUAAAUAUAGUACAGGUACUGAGGAUCACAAUCAUCAUUUUCCAUAGAUAUUCACUCAUGUUGAAGGAGUCUCUGAGAAUGCUGCUUCAGGUCUAAAUGGUGGUUCAAAAGCAACAUUUGAGUUGAAUGUAGAAACUGUUGAAAAUGUGAUUAUUUGUGACAAGGCUUCAAGCAUUUUCACCCAGUUAGUGGGGUUUGCAACAUUCUUGUGCUACUAUUCCUUUGUAGGUAAGCUAGAACAAAAAACAAAAAAGACAUUGUGUGUGUUUACAAGCAGUCUGUUGUUUUUGGGAACAUGAGUUCACUAUCAAACAAAUGCACCUUCAUCAGAAUGUGUAUGAGCUGAGAAAUGGCUACAUUAUUAUUUCUUCUCUGUUUCCAGGAAGAACUCUACUGAUAGGACUGUAAACAGUUGUAUUUUCAUACUGCAUCCAUCUUUCAUGGUAAAUGAAACAGGGCAGACUUUAAUUUUCAUGUAAAUUAAAACUGUACAAUUAAGAGUGAUUUACAGAGGACAGCACUGUCUGUAAUUGUACUGUGUCCAUACUAUGUUGUCUGAAAAAUGUAAAGAAAAAAAGGAUUAGCUGCAGACUCCAGACUCCAAACAGACUAGCUUUGACAUCAUUGAUGGUUCAGGCAUGUGUUAUGUUGGUAACACUUUGAAUUACAGGUCUGUUACUUUCUUACAGUUUUUUUCAAAACUCACUUUAAAAUUAAUAUUUAAAUCCCUCUGAGGAGUUUGUGUGAUUAUAAAACAGACUAAAAUCAGCAGUGGUGCCUCUGUAUGACCUACAAAGGAAACUGUCUGCUCAACUGUAAUAUUUAAAGCCUGUUACUGCUGCGAGGGGGUAGGCGUCAGACUGGAUGAUUGACAGCAUGCUGAAGAAACAGCUUUUUUUAACUUGAGUGGUGACGUACUGUAUUUGACUGUUAAAAGACAGCAGGAUGUAUUUUUUAUACACAACAAGAUCAGCAAAAAGAUGAAAGGUAUCAUUUUAUCCAAAGGGGGCGCCAAAACCAACACAGACAGAGCUCCUCACAUGAGCUUUAAAUUGAUACAAAUUUAUAAAACAAAAACAGAUAAAGUUCAUGUUUAGCUUCACAAUACCGCUUUGAUUUACAGGUUGUUAUUAUUUCAUCAUUUAUUUUAACAAAAGAAAUAAUUGACUCAUAAUAUCUUUUUUUUGCAGAUGUAUAUUUUGAACCGCAUAAUUCAUGCUCUUGGAAAAAUUUCAACUUUGUGCAUACAUUUUAUUCGGUGGUUUAUUUAUUGAACAGUUUCUAUAUUUUAAAAACAAGAGUCAAAUGCUGUAGAAUUAAGAGACCUGUAAAUUGAGUGUUACCUUCUUUGAUCAGGGUUGCUUUUCUACAGAAUACUCUCAAAAGGGAAAUUUCUUGACUGUGUGUGUUUGUGUUUGUGUGUAUGUGCGUGUGAGCUCACACAAGCAUGUGUAUGGGUGUAUGUUUAGGAGGAGGGGGGAGUCCUGCCAUGUGCAUUUAAGUUAUUUUGGCAUUUUGUCACUGAGAUCUGACAGUUUUGUUGUAAACACUGUCCAGUCUGCUUGUUAUUUUGUCUCCAGAUGACACUGAAAUAAACAACAGCCCACAGAGCACCUUUACCAUACAAAGCCAUACAGGCUUCAACUAUGGUGCUAACGGUUUGAAUCCAUCACAUAACAACCACGCAGUGUACCAUGAAAUGGGCGUGUUGUGGAAGGGGCUGGGCGAGGCUGUACCUCAGACACAAAGCUAGAAUCUAAAAGCCUUAAACUGGUCAUACCAGACUGUUGCUGUUCAGAGGAAGAGAAAGGAUUAAUGUGAAAGUGAAGACAAUUUCAUUAUGUUGUUGUUGCUAAAAUAAAGAGCAAUGUGUUUACCUGA
Molecule: messenger RNA, 4130 nt
Organism: Notolabrus celidotus (New Zealand spotty)
Lineage: Eukaryota; Metazoa; Chordata; Actinopteri; Labriformes; Labridae
Gene: xkr7a
Exons: 3
Coding region: 20-1708 (562 amino acids)
Biological process (GO): engulfment of apoptotic cell; apoptotic process involved in development; phosphatidylserine exposure on apoptotic cell surface
Cellular component (GO): plasma membrane
Source: RefSeq, a predicted model, not a curated record